Messenger RNA from Paramuricea clavata, 11343 nucleotides. Lineage: Eukaryota; Metazoa; Cnidaria; Anthozoa; Malacalcyonacea; Plexauridae. The record is from the annotation of a GenBank genome assembly.
AUGUAUGCUCAUUCACUAACCUCCGCCAUCAACGUCCUCAUUUCUCUAGGUUUCUACAUGUACGCUGAAACUUCAUCACCGCGAAGGACUGGUGACAAAGCUCGACUCCAGAGUCCUCAACAACAGCCUGCAGUGGGAGGCAAAUGUCUGGAGUUCUGGUACCACAUGUGGGGCAAUAAUAUGGGCAGUCUCGCCGUCUAUAUCAAGGAUAAUGUACGAACCAGCCAAGUUUGGAAGAAGAGUGGAAACCAAGGAUCAACUUGGCAGAAAGGAAGGGUGACUCUGAAGUCAGCAAGUAAUUUUAAGGUAAUUGACUUCGAGCUUUACCUCACUGGCAGACGUUUAGCCAGGAUCCUGAAAGAGGGCUAAAUUAACUUUUUCACACAUGUUUUAAUUUUCAGUACAUGUUUGAAGCUGUCCGUGGUUCAGGCCCACGCAGUGAUAUUGCAAUUGACGAUGUGCAACUUUUGGCGGGACCUUGUCCUACUAUAGGUACGUACAAUGACUGGCAUUCUGGAUAUGGCGGUGGUGAUGAUUGUGGUGGUAGUGGUGAUGACUGUGAUGAUGAUGAUGGUGGUGAUGAUGAUUGUGGUGAUGAUGAUUGUGGUGACGAUGGUGUUGGUGAUGGUGUUGGUGAUGAUGAUGCUAAUGGUAAUCAAUGGUAGUGAUGAUGGUGGUGAUGAUGACGGUGAUGAUGAUGAUGAUGAUAAUGAUUGUCUGUAGUGGUGAUGAUGGUAGUGGUGAUGGUGAUGAUCGUGAUAAUGGUUGUUGUGGUGGUGGUAAUGACGACGAUGAUGGUAGCGACGACGAUGGUGAUGAUGAUAAAGGUGGUGAUGAUGAUUGCAAUUGGCGGGACCUUGUCCUACUAUAGAUACGUACAAUAACUGGCAUCCUGGAUACUGGAUAUCGAGGCUUCCUUCAGGUUAAAAAAUGUUUUGACAUGGUUAAAGAAUUAGUGGUGAUUAUCAUAUUUUGACUUGAAAUGGUCGUUGAGAGCUUGGUAGCCCAACAUUGCUUCACAUAACUUUGGCUUUUGGACUUCAGUGCUGUCUGCGAACAUGUAUGUUAAACUACAAUCGUGGUCAAAAAUCCUUGGCGCCCUUAGUCGAAAUAGCAUAACCUUUACUUCAUUUCUGAUUACCAUAUACAUACUUGCGCAUCCUUUUAUGCAAAAUUUCAUGUUCAGACAUCCCCCUAUCUCCCUAAUCAAUGUUGUGUUGGACGUCUAACAUACUACACACAACAUUGAACGUGGGAAGGGGGGGAGGGGGUUGCUAUGCUUGUUAUAGAUGUGGGAGUCAAAUUUCGCACAGUCAGUGUCAAGUGCGCCAACAUUUUUGACCAGGAUUGUAGGUUAAUUGAUGUUAGACAAGUCAGAAUAUAUUAUACUUCUCAAAGUCAAAACAUUUAUACUUUGUAACUUGUUCAAAGUAUUGUUUACCUCCGGCCAACACCUUAUAUAUGAUAUAUGGUGCUUGUAACAAUGAGCGUUAUAUUGUUCCAUACAGGUGCAUGUUCAUUCGAGGGCGGACUUUGCCAAUGGGCACAAGAUAAAACAGAAGAUGAUUUUGACUGGCAGUUGACAGCUGCUGGCACGCCUUCAUUUCUCACAGGACCAUCAACUGAUCAUACCUUUGGCAACGGUUCAGGUAAGAUUCCUAUUUUCUGGAAACAUGGCUAGGAAAGAAUAGUUUCUGGUUUGCGCACCUUCGAGAAACAUGACUAGGAAACAAUGUUGUCCGGUUUGCCUACGUUUUGAAAAGAUGGCUAGGAAACGAUGUUUUCUGGUUGGCUAAUGUUCUGAAAACAUGGCUAGGAAAAAGAUUUUCUAGUUUGCUCAUCGUCGGGAAACAUUUCCAGCAAACAAUGUUUUCUUGUUUGCCUAUGUUUUGGAAACAAGGUUAGAAAACAAUUUCUCCACUACAAAAAUUUUCGAAGGCUUAACCUGUGUUUGUUGAAAGUUCUAAACAUGCAAUAAUUUUCUUUGUGGGCUAAGCUAUGUGUUUAUCACGUUCAUUUGAUCUCAGAUCAGAAACCUAGCAAUAAAACAAGACUAUAGUUUUAUGUUGCGGUUUUAUUGGCCAGACUACAAUUAAGCGGCUAGCUGUAAUGUGGUAAUAUUUCUUACAGGAUAUUAUGUGUUCAUCGAGACUUCUUCGCCUCGGAGAAGGGGUGAGAAGGCACGACUAGUUGGACCAAACUUCACUCCAUCCUCCACCGUACGAUGUCUUCAGUUUUGGUAUCAUAUGUACGGCCAAAGCACUGGGUCGCUGCGCGUCUUCGCUAAAUGGGGGGCUGGGAACAAUUCUCAGUCCGUCCUAUGGUCUUUGAGUGGUAGCCAGGGUAAUCAGUGGAAGUUUGGUCGUGUCUCCGUGUCGAGAAAUGAUGCAUACCGGGUGUGUAAUAUUGAACUUAAACUAAACUACUUAUAUUGGAUUACGGACUGCAUCAUAUUAGUUCGAUGGUCCAAUGUUACUACAGGAGGAAAUCUAAACUAAAUAAACUGACUUAUUUAUACAGGAUAACUCCAUCAGUUCUAAACUGUUUUUCCUUGAGGUCCAGUAAGGGUCAUUCCAUAUUGAUCCAGUGUUACUACAGGAGGAAACCUAAACUAAACUAACUUUAUUUAUACUGGAUAGCUUUAUCAGUUCUAAACUGUUCUUGCUAGAGGUCCAGUAAGGAUCAUCUCUUAUUGAUCCAGUGUUACUACAGAAGGAAACCUAAACUAAAUUAACUUUAUUUAUACUGGAUAGCUCUAUCAGUUCUAAACUGUUCUCCCUAGAGGUCUAGUAAGGAUCGUCUCAUGUUGAUCCAGUGCUACUACAGGAGGAAACCUAAAUUAAACUAACUUAUUUAUACCAGAUUGCUACGUCAAAACUGGACUACUCCGCCUAGAGAGUCCAGUAAGGAUCAUUCCUUAGUGAUCCAGUGUUAGUACAGAAGUGACACAUGCGACAUUACAACCAGUUAUUUGGAUAAAUGACCGAUUCUGAGGAUCGAACCAAAAUGUUUAUGUACUUCACAUAUGAUAAGAGUUCUUCCAGUUUGACGUUACCAAACACCCAGGUUUUUUUGGAUGCUCUUGACUUUUGGGGUGACUCUUAAGGCCGACACUUCACAACUUUUGUCUAUAACUAUCGCAUGCAACCUGCUUACAACUGAAGUUGAACUGUCUAAAUCAAGCGCCAAACUCACCUACGACAACGUAGGCAAGUUGUGUGCUUCAGUUGCACAGUACAAGUUGUAAGCAGGUUGCAUGCGACAGUUUUAGGCAAAAGUUGUGUAGUGUCGUAGGUGAGUUGUGUGCUUGAUUUACACAGUACAACUCAAGUUGUAAGUAGGUUGCAUGCGACAGUUUUAGGCAAAAGUUAUGUAGUGUCGUAAGUGAGUUGUGUGCUUGAUUUACACAGUACAACUCAAGUUGUAAGCAGGUUGCAUGUGACAGUUUUAGGCAAAAGUUGUGUAGUGUCGUAGGUGAGUUGUGUGUUGGAUUUACACAGUACAACUCAAGUUGUAAGCAGGUUGCAUGCGACAGUUUUAGACAAAAGUUGUGUAGUGUCGUAGGUGAGUUGUGUGUUUGAUUUACGCAGUACAACUCAAGUUGUAAGCAGGUUGCAUGCGACAGAUUUAGGCAAAAGUUGCGUGGUGUAUCUGUACAAUCGGCCUUUAUUGGACGCAUUUGAAGAAAGCUUUACACGUGAUGAUGAGUUUUUGACUAAAUCGAACGCGUGUAUCGUCAUUUUGUAUAUUCUGAAUCGUCAUUCUGUAGCCAUAUUUUGUAUAUUUACAUUGUGUUUCUUUAUUUAAUUUCAGUUCGUGUUUGAAGGUACAGUUGGCAGUAGCUAUACUGGUGACAUUGCUUUGGAUGACAUACAGAUAGUUGAACAGGCUUGCUCAAUCCUUCCUGUUACUGCAAACAUCAAUCCCACCUCGCUUCCGACUACACCGGUUGUGUCUACACCCCAACCUAUACGUAAGUCGUCGCAAUUAUUAGUGUAAACGAGAGUUUGAGAAACGAGAGUUUACAUUAGAGUUGUUGAAACGCGAGAGUUUGCAUGAGAGUUGACGAGAGUUUGAGAAACGAGAGUUUACAUUAGAGUUGAUGAGAGUUGAGAAGCGAGAGUUUGUAUGAGAGUUGAUGAGAGUUGAGAAGCGAGAGUUUGCAUGAGAGUUUGCAUGAGAGUUGAGAAGCGAGAGUUUGCAUGAGAGUUGAUGAGAGUUGAGAAGCGAGAGUUUGCAUGAGAGUUUUCUCAACAUUCAUACCCCGGUCAAACGAGAACAAGAGUUACAUGAGAAUUGAUAAGAGUUGAAAAGUGAGAAUUUGCAUGAGAGUUUUCUCAACUUUCAUGCGCCAGUCAAACGCGAACAAGAGUUGAUGAGAGUUGACUGGACAUUACCGCGCGGCGUGUAGUGGAAACUUUCAUCAACUCGCAUUAAAAUUUGAACCAGUUGAAGGAUGAGAGUCGACGAGUGUCGAUGAGAGUGUACACGUAUGAGAGUUGCAACAGCUCACUAAUUAGGGAAACAACUAAUUUAAAACACUAAACCAGGAACAAUUGUUUUUGACUAGAAAUAAAAAGUCUCUCACUGUAAAGUUGAUUUAUUACAUGGUUAAACAUUUUAUGAAACUGGGAAGAUGGGAUUGAAACAGUCGUAUCAACGCAGAAAUACACUGUAAUAUAUAUAUAUAUAUAUAUAUCUAAUUUGAUCUUGCUUUUAAAUGUUUUUUUUUGUGUAGCACCUGGCAAAUUCUCGUGCAACUUUGAAGUUUCUACUGGUCCUACCGCUUGUAAAUGGACUCAAGAUUCCAGUGAUCAUUUUAAUUGGACCAGACAUCAAGGUCAUACAGCCUCAAGCGACACUGGCCCAACUACCGAUCAUACCAAGGGUGUGGGUAAGUGUUAUAUUAUUCUGUUGGAAGAAGUGCCACCACCAUCACGUUCAUCAACAUAAUUACCACUACCAUCAUUAUCACCACCACCAGUGCCACCACAAUCACCAGUUACUGGCAUCAUCACUACCCAUUACCAUUAUCAUCACCAAUAUCAUCAUCACCAUUGCCAUCAUCAUCGCUAUCAUUACCAUCAUCACCAUUAUCGUCAUCACUAUCAUAAUAACUACCACCAUCAUCAUCACCACUACCAUCAUCACCACCACCAUCAUCACCAGCACCAUGGUCACUGGCAUACCAGCACAAUUAUUCACCUUCAUCAUGAACUACACCAAGUCAACAACACUACAAACAAUUAUAAAGACAGAUUUACCUGAAGAACUGCAUUGAUAUUUUGAGAUAAGUUUCGCGUUUUUUGAAGUACUCAAAUUUCAUAUUUUUUAUCCCAGGUCUUCUGGCAAACAAGAACCAUGGUCCUGGCUCCAUACAACAUCGCGGAGGCAAAUGUAUUCAUAUUUUAUUGGGCGGUUACACAAGACCAAAAGAUGGACAACCUCUUGUGGUAUACCGAGGAUGUGGACAAGGCAGGCUGGAGUUCCAGCUCUUUACAAAUGGAACAUUGAUGCACACAAGGCAUAGCAUGUGUGUGAAGCCUAUUGGAACAGUGACUGAUGGAGCAAAGGUUGGUAUACUAGGUUUGAAAUUUAUUACUCUCUUCGAGUGCCCUGUAGUUGAGUAUGUUUUUCAAAGUGCCUGAACGAAUUUUGUCAAUGAUUUUACCGACAAAUUUUGCCAAUGAUUUUACCUACCUACCUACUUACUGUACCUAAACCUACCUACACUCACUUACCUAUACCUACCUAUACCUAUCUACCUACCUAAACCCACCUAGCUACCUAAAAACCCACCUACCAGGUGUCCAUGGACCUUGAAAAUCCUGGAAAGUCCUUGAAUUGGAAAACAAAUUCCAGGACUGGAAAUUCCUUGGAAAUCAGUAGAAGUCCUUGAAAGUCCUGGAAUUAAUUUCCUUAAUCUCCAGCUGUGCCAACAUUAGUGAUUUUGAUUAAAAUUACUGAAUAAAGUGAAUUAUUUGCUGGUUAAAGUCUAAAAUCGAUGCCAUUUUCAAAGAUGUUCCCCAGUUCUAGGUCCUGGAAUUUACUGAAAAAGGGCCUUGAAAGUCCUGGAAAAGUCCUUCAAUUUCAUCUUCACCAAGGGGGUGGACACCCUGACCUACCUGAACCCACCUACCUACCUACAACAAUACCUGGAUAUAUUCAUUCGUUAUUAUGUCUAUUUUCAAGGUGGGUGUUCACAGCAAUUGCGAUCUAACAGACAAGUGGAGUUGGACUGCCAAAGGAUCGCUGAAAUUCAAGAACAAAUAUUGUCUAAAGCCUGAAACAGGAUGGUCGAACCCAGGAAAUAAUAUAAAGCUCGUGAUUGACUCAGCCUGUGAUAACUCACAAAAUUUCUUCAAGUUUGUGCCUAGUAAGUAUCGCUCAGUGCUUUAUGUAACUCGACUAUCUCAAAAGGAAAAAGGAAAAAGUGAAUGUCACGUACACUAUACGCUGUUCCUCCAACACUUAGCUCCACUUUCCUGACAGAUGCAGUUAAAUCUACUCCAUGCCUCGAGGUUUAACCGACAUCAUGUUUCUCAUUUCAGCACGCGGCUGGUACUUGUACAUCGAGACAUCGUCACCAAGGAAACCAAACGACACAGCUCGAUUCAUCUCCCCAUUGGCAACAAACAACCCACAAUCCUGUCUACAUUUCUAUUAUCACAUGUACGGUCCCCAUGUCGGUAAACUGCAGGUAUCUUCCUUUAUUUACUUUUUAUUUACUUUUUAUUCAUUUAUUUGAAUUUUCAACUUGCGAAACAGUAGACCUGUAACAUUCUGAUACAUAAUUUGGGUAGUUUGGCAAACUAACGUAUUGGUUGUUUUCAUGGUCCUUACUGGUACCUGUGCUGGUGGUGGAGACCAAAUCUUAAUCUCGCUAUUGUAUUGUAUCGUAUCGUAUUGUAUUUUAUUGCAAUGCAUUGCACUGCCUUGCGUUGUAUUGUAUUGUACUGUACUGUACUGUACUGUACUGUGCUGUGCUGUACUGUACUGUACUGUAUUGUACUGUACUGUACUGUACUGUACUGUACUGUACUGUACUGUACUGUACUGUACUGUACUGUACUGUACUGUACUGUACUGUACUGUACUGUACUGUACUGUACUGUACUGUACUGUACUGUACUGUACUGUACUAAAUCUAUCGCAUCCCAUCGCAUUGUAUUCUUAAAUUAAAGGGCCCACAGUAAUUGUGUAUACUGGCCCGUUGUAUACUGUUGUGGUGACCCUGACACUCGUAUAUUUUAAGUGGCAAAAUAAAUAAAUACAUAAAUGUCUAUGCAUGAUUGCAGGUCUACGUGAAAUCUGGGGGUAAAAUGGGAUUACCAGUGUGGAGUCACUAUGGAACACACGGAAACACAUGGUAUCAAGCACAAGUCGCUGUCAACAACCAGAAGACCUCAUAUCAAGUGAGUAUAUAGGCCAGCACGCGAGCUUCAUAUAUCAUUAGGGGAAUAACUUGCUAGGAUUAAUACCACUCAACAACGUUGUUACUCAAGAGUGCCACCGUAUGAGCCCCCACACGGCGAGAAUUGAACAGAACAAGGUUGAACAGAUUUACUCAACCGUAAAGUAAUUAGACAGUACCGCCCCCCCUCCCCCCAAAUCCGCCGUAUCAACCCCACAUGGAGUCCCUGCCGUGAAAGGGCUAAUUAGCCUAUCAUCAAUUCUCCCUAAUGCCCCUGCAUGUAGGGCACACAGUUCAGUGUCAAAGGUGUUCCCAAGUUUUGCUCUGUAGAAUAAAUAUAGUUUCGUUUUGAAUGUUGGUAAGAAAGUAGGUUGUCUUAUCAAUGAUCGGCAAGGAAUUGCUUAUGAUCGGCGGUAACCUGAGUAUCAGGCCGUACUUCGGAAAAGCAGGGUUUCGGUUUCCAACCUGAAAAAAGCAGGGAAAGUCACGACUGCUGAUCACCAUGAUCGGGAACUUUGGGAACGUUAUUUCAAGCCCUGCAUGUAAGAGUACAAAUUUACAAUUACAUGUAUCGAAAGGGCUUUACACAGUUACAGUAGAUCAAUACUAAAUAGGACUUAUGACGCUUCACAGCACACCAUGCAUAUUUUGCAUUUUCAGUGUUAACUAAUCCUAUAGUUUAUUGUUAGCAAGUGAUUACUGUGGCGGCUAUUGCUAACACUCAUAUUGAUAAAAUUUGCAAGCGAUUGUUUUUAUAAUAUGUUAUGUGAAUGUAAACUGCAAGAAGAAUACGACAACAUGAUUUUAUGCGAUCUCUGUGAUGGUUCCACUUUAGAUGUGUAGAAUAUGACACUAGUCUAAGUACCUCAAAUGAGUGCCAUGCAGACUGUGCACACCACCAGCUGCUAAGAAGACUAAAAUGUGUAUGUAAUUUUGUCUCCUUGUAAUAAAUAAAUAAAUAAAUCACACAAUAAAUCUUUUCAACUUGCAAUCGUUUUGUUUUUAGAUCAAAAAUUCAAAAUUUAUAUGGGGGGGCGAAAUUCCUAAAGGGGGGCGAUAUUCCUAGUAAAUUCGCGCCCCUGGGGGGCAAUAUUCCUAGGAGAUUCGCCCCGGGGGGGGGCGAAUUUCCUAGGAAUAUCGCCCCCCUUUCGAGAGGGGGGCGAAUCUCCUGGGGGCGAAUCUCCUGUGACACCGGAACGAUAAUAAGGCAAAGGGGGGCGGACGCACACCAAGGGCACCUCUAUAGAGCAAAACUUCAAAAUCUACCGGAAAAUUUUUUUUCAAUGGAAAUUUUUGGGCGCCCCCCCCCGUCGCCAAAAAAUUUUCGGUCACUGUUCCGGACAUACCAAAAUUUUCCGUGAAGUCAAAAAUGUUUCCGCAUAUCUUAAAUUUUCGCCAUUUCUUCAAAAUAUUAUUCUAAAUUCCAAAAAGUUUCAAAAUUUUUUAUAAAUAUAAACUAUAAAUUACCUGAAUCUCAUGAUUUUCCUACAAAAAGCAUCGUUGGAAAUGUGAUUUAUCACGUAGUAUUUUACAACUAAAAAGGCACUUCUGCCCCCCCCCCCUGCCCCCCUAGCAAAAGGCAAGGGGGGCAGCCGCCCCCCCCCCUGCCCCCCAGUUCCGGCGUCCCUGGUCUUAUCAAUAAUACAAAUACUGAAUCUACUUUUCUUGCAGUAUGUAAUCGAAGGUGUACGUGGUAAAAGUUUCCUGGGAGACAUUGCCAUUGAUGAUAUCUAUCUCAAGACUUCAUGUUCUGCAAGAGGUAAGUUACUUUAGUACCAGUUGAACACACGUAAAGACACGCACAAGUUUGUAACAAACCUGCAGCAGAUUUGUAGCAAUGCUUUUCCAACAACGUGUUAGCAGGAUGUGUUCGCACUGCUUGUUCCCCCAGCUUGUUGACAAGUUGUCAACGGCUUGUUGACAACUUGCAACAAGUUGUGAUCGUUCUGUGACUACCUUGUAGCAACUUGAUAAAAUUACAGCAUUGUUACAACUUGUUGACAAACUUGCUACAAGCCUGUUGUGACUACCACAAUGUGUUGACAAGCUUGCUACAAGCCGAACACAUCUUGUUGACAAGUUGUGAGUGACAACCUUGUAACAACUUGAUAAAAUAACAGCAUUGUUACAACUUGUUGACAAGCUUGCUACAAGCCUGUUGCGAACACAUCUGGUUGACAAGUUGUGUGAUUUUUUGCUUGUGUAGUUCUGGCUAUGUUGUUCUCAAAUUCAUUAAUAAUUCAUGAGCAAUUCAGCCAAUGAUAAUCACCUAUUUGAUCAUAAGAUGCCAUUUGGAUAAUCCGGUGAAACUUGAUGAAAGUCACUAGUGUUUUCAUCAAAUAUCUUAAUUACGCAUGCAAAAUUAGUUGAAUAGAAUUCCUAAUUACGUUAUGCUUGGUUAAGAAUUCCAUUCAAAUCCGCAAACGAAAACCUUCUGUUACGUCUCGAUUCAUUUGAGAAGCCAUAUAAACAACUCGAGCUCGUGUCUCACCGGGAUAUCCAAACACUCGAAAACAAUGUUUUCAUACAUUGUUUUCUCGUGUUUGGAUAUCCCGGUGAAACACUCGCUCUCGUUGUUCAUAUAUUACGUCAAAGUAAUUAAUCAAAUAAUUAAUCAAAUAUAUUUAAUAUAAUUAAUCAAAAUAAUUAAUCAAACAACAUGUUAUAAUAAGCUAGAUCUUCUUCAACUUAUAUGCAAUGACCACAGAUAUACAGCAACUGUUAAUUCUAUAGCGAAAAUUGUGUAAUCUUGUAACUGUAUAUUAUGAUAUAAUAUCCUUCUUUUGUAAAUAGUAUAUACUUUUAGGUCUUACUUCAAUAAUUACUCUUCACUGUAAAUAUAUAUGCAUUUUUUUUUACAAACCUAACUAGUGGCCUACAUUAAAAAGCCUGAAAAGGUUUCCAGUAGGUCUCUAGCCCAACACCUUCAAACUACACAUAGUUUUUGUUACUUAUUAUUGUACAUACACAUGGGAAAUAAAUAUUGAUUGAUACGUCAAAGUACCCGGGUCAAUCUAUGAAAAAAUAAGGCUGGAUUGGACUAUCACAGUAGGAAUUUUGCAUGGGGAAAGUCGCAAGCAUUUGUAAGAAAUGUUUGAGGAAACUGACUUGGUGUUUAAUUAAAAUUUUCACUGAGUAAAACUCGUUUCAGUCGUUGGAAAGUAGUAGUACUAGAAUUCUUGUCAAUAUAUUUUUCUCUCUCUAGACUACUGUUCAUUCGAAGAACAAUACCCACAAUUGUGUGGCUAUACGCGCAGUACUGGAAGAUUCCAAUGGUUGCUAGGCAGCGGAAGCACGUCGUCAGUCAAUACUGGACCAUCCAAUGAUCAUACACUUGGAGACUCGCGAGGUAUGACAGGGAUCUCGCCACUGAUCUGUGAACCAGAAUUGAAAAAAGCGCAUUUUACAUGUCGGAAGAGGUUCUAAAGGCCCAAUUUCACUGAAGAAAAAUUUCCACAGAAAAAUUUCCACGGACUGAAAAUUUUCUCUUCAAAAUGUUUUUCCGACGAAAACUUUGUGUCGCCCAAUCAGAUUUUCCAAAAUUUUCUUUCUGCGGAAAAUUGUCCUGAGUAGAAGUAGGCCUUAACGGUUUGUCGUUAUCGGUAGAAACUUAUCGGCAAUGGCCUCUCUUUCUCGUUAAAUGUGUCUGUGUUCGUGAAUAACUAAUCAUGUUCUUGUGAAUAACUAAUAAGUAAGUUUAAUUACGUGGUGUUCAGUUGGGUUAACUAUCACAGCUAGCCUCGCAUAUAUGGUCGCUUUUAACGGCACGAGCUGACUGUAUUUUUUUAUCUAGGUCGUUAUCUAUACAUUGAAACAAGCUUUCGCACUCCUGGAGCUAAAACGACAUUCACCAGCCCAGCGUUCGAAGGAAGUCCAACAGGGAGUUGUGUGGUGUUCUGGUACCACAUGUACGGCUCAGAUAUAGGUAA